Lontra canadensis (Northern American river otter) is the source of this 1379-nucleotide messenger RNA. RefSeq names its product ring finger protein 125 (gene RNF125). The transcript is spliced from 6 exons. The record is from RefSeq and is a predicted model, not a curated record. Bases 107 to 805 code for a protein of 232 amino acids. Gene Ontology annotation, molecular function: ubiquitin protein ligase activity. Lineage: Eukaryota; Metazoa; Chordata; Mammalia; Carnivora; Mustelidae. Gene Ontology annotation, biological process: protein polyubiquitination; ubiquitin-dependent protein catabolic process.
CGGCGAUCACAGCUGGGCCGGGACUUCCUUCCUCUACCGCAGGACAACAAAACAACCCGCAGCAGUCACUGAGCUCUUGGCAGCUGCCUGAGCGAGAAGCGCAGCAAUGGGCUCCGUGCUGAGCAGCGAUAGCGGCAAAUCCGCCCCCGCCUCGGCAGCCCCGCGGGCCCUGGAGCGCAAGGGGGACCCCGAGCUGCCCGUAACAUCCUUCGACUGUUCUGUGUGCCUCGAGGUGUUGCACCAGCCUGUCCGGACCCGCUGUGGCCACGUAUUCUGCCGUUCCUGUAUUGCUACCAGCCUAAAGAACAACAAAUGGACCUGUCCUUAUUGCCGAGCCUAUCUUCCUUCGGAAGGAGUUCCAGCAACUGAUGUAGCGAAAAGAAUGAAAUCCGAGUACCAGAAGUGCACUGAGUGUGACACCCCGGUUUGCCUCAGCGAAAUGAGGGCACACAUAAGAUCUUGUGAGAAGUAUAUAGAUAAGUAUGGACCGCUGCAGGAACUUGGGGAGACCACAACCAGGUGUGUGUGUCCAUUUUGUCAGAGGGAGUUGGAAGAAGAGAGCUUGCUGGAUCACUGUAUUACUCAUCACAGAUCAGAAAGGAGGUCUGUGUUCUGUCCACUUUGCCGUUUACUACCUAAUGAGAAUCCAGGCAGCUUUAGUGGCAGUUUAAUAAGACAUUUGCAAGUCAAUCACACUUUGUUUUAUGAUGAUUUCAUAGAUUUUAAUAUAAUUGAAGAAGCUCUUAUCCGAAGGGUCUUAGACCGGUCACUUCUGGAAUAUGUGAAUCACUCAAACACCACAUAAUUUUAUUAAAAGGAAAGAGAAGGAGACCAUAGACUUGCACCAUUUGUUAAGAUGCUGCUUGAACAAGUGGAGGGGAAUUGUCAGUGUUUGGUGGGCGAAAAUGUACAACACAGUUAUACGUUUGUCCAUGUUCUUGUUAUAUUGCGUUUUAAAACUGCUUUCAUCUUGAUGGCUUAAAUCUGUUUUACGUUCUUGAAUUUUUUAGAAACUUAACAAAAAGUAGUCUCCAUCAGCCAUUAAUAUAUGGAAGAGAACAUAAGGCAGGAUAUGUGGGCGAAGGGUCUUUAUUUGCAAAUUGAAUGAUACUGUGUGUAAUGUUACAUAUUAAUAUCUGCUAUCAUGGUUGAGCAAGAUAACUAAUCUUUGUUCUAUGUAAAAAGAUGGAGAAUAAAACCAAGUGUGGACAUUCAAGGAAAUAGAAAAUCUGUUCUAGUGCACAUCUAAUCUCUAAUAGGAUAAUAUGAGUAGCCUUAUAUUAGAGUAGAUAAGGAAAAUUUUGGAAGUCAACAAAGGCCACUUAACCACAUUGUAAAACAUAAUACUGUAACAAAAUAAAUUUCGUGUUAGGAAUGUA